GUAUCGUUAUCCCCCGGCGUACGUCGGCUACCAUAAGCCAUUUCCGGAUGGACGAGUUAGCACCCAUGCGGGUGAGAAAUCUAGGCCAGACCCAUUGCUGCCGGUUAGCUUUCGAGUCUCGUUCUUAUCGGUCGCGGCAUUACGCAAAUGCGGACGAAUGCAGCGCUGUCGCGAAGUUUUCGAGAAACGAAAAUGAAAGCGUCGAACAAUGCGAGUGAGCGGACGCGAGUCCACGAGAGGGCACACAUCCGACUCAUAAAUAAUCAUUUAUCGAGAUAAGUUCCUUUGUUCCGAUCAGCCAUUAAACGAACAGCCAUAUCCCUUUCGAUGAUACUACUGAACGUAAUGUUGGACAUCGCGGGGUGUUGCGCAAAUUGCGCGAAUUAAGAUAAAUAAAGGCCUGUGCGGGGAGGAAAUCCGUAUAUGAGAAAAUCGCGACAAACGUAGUGCAAGUCGCUUCCGUAUUCCGCGCGAGUAUUACGAAAUCUUGUGCAUUGCUCGCGGCGACCCUUUACCCCCGACACCAGGAUAUAUGUCGGCCGUCCGGGAGACGAUUCGCGAAAUUGGACUUAGGAAAGAUCAGCAAUCGUCCGUGUGUCGUGACUCAAUUUUCAAGCGGAGGAAUGCGCCCCGGUUUCAACGGGGGACUUGCGCCAUUUCAUCGCGCGAUUUUUUGAAAUUGGAGCCAGCCAGUUCGCGGCGAGGCGCCUCUCCUGGUUUCCAUCUUGGGAUCUCGUGCCGCGAUACCGUGUUAUUCGAGUCACGAGUCGAGUAUCCCAGACGAGCAGCUUCCGUCUUCCUCUCCCCCAUCUUCUCUUCCCGAUUUCUUCGCUCCCCGUCGCGACGACGACCUCACGACGGACGGUUCUCGUCCCGAGAUUCCGCUUGACUCGAAAAAAAAGCUGAUGAGGAAACUUUCGAUCUCCUACUGCGACGAUUCGAUCGUUGCACCGUGCUGCAUCGUUUGCGCCAGAAAUUUCAAGUUUCCUCGCGGUGCGGACGCGCCAAAAUUUCACGCGUAAUCUUCGUGGCUUUCGCGUUCCGGUUGGCGGUGCAUAUGGAAGCAUGCUGCAUGCUGCAUGCUGCUGCAGAACUCGUUACUGCGAGAUUCGGAGUGGAAGCGUUGUACAUUGCAGCGAACAUCACUUACGUCACUUUCUCGUUACGGCAUUUCUAAUUUUAACCUUUUCAUUGAAAAUCUUUUUUUUUCUUUUUUAAUGAAAACUUCAGUCGAGACGCGUGACGCGGAUAUCUCGUCCUGCGCGUGUCUUUCACCUGUGCCGUGAGGUCUCUCUACCCGCUGUUGGAGGAGAGAAAGAGGGAGAAACGCGAGUGAAAAAAAGAGCAGGAGCAAUCGGGCGCAAUGGUGGGAGCAAUGCCGUCGACGGUGGGCCUGUUUGGGCCUUACGUCGUACUCGGGAGGGAGGGCGAGAGGGGCGAUGGACGAGCGCGAUCGAGAUCUUCAGUAGGUCACUGGGACGUGGCUCGUGGCCGAGACGAGUGUGGCUCGCACCUUCAGUCGGUCCCCGUCGGCCAGGAAAAUCACCUCUGGGCCCGUCGAAUCCUUGCGGUCGCACACGAGAGCACGACGGUAAAAAAAAAAGUAAAAGAAAAAAAAAGAACGAAGCGAAAAGCGCGUAGCAGCGGGCCCGAUGAGGAUCGACUGACGCGAGUUGUUGGAGCCUUCCCGUUGCGGUCGGUGCAUUCGCGGGUUCGUUAAGGGGGAAAAGCAGGUGGUUUUCGCGGGGGGAUCGUCCAAGUGAUCGCGGGUUUCUUCGAUAGAACGAGGCGCCCAGGAACCGGAAGAACACGCAACGAGAGAGGACACGCACAUGAUGGAGAGGACGUGGCGGAAUAUAUGGAAGACAGCUUUUCUCUUAUUGCUGCCCUUACUAUUGGCCGGUGUACGGAGUGAAGCACCGUUGGUCGACAGUAGCGCGUUACCUUUGGAACACAGAUCUGUCUAUGGGGCCCCGGCUCAGUAUGGCCCACCGAUCGCCCACGAGGAGAACUGGCCGCUGGCGUCGCCCGACACUCCACAAAUCAAGCAUCUGCAGGUGCAGUGCGAGAAAACGCACAUGCGAGUGAACAUCGAGUUCGAUCGGCCGUUCUACGGUAUGAUCUUUAGCAAGGGCUUCUACUCGGAUCCGCACUGCGUCCACUUGAAGCCCGGCACCGGCCAUCUGAGCGCGACCUUCGAGAUCUUCCUCAAUUCGUGCGGCAUGAGCUCGUCAGCGAACCAUAACGUGGCUGCUUACGGCGCCCCGACGCCGUCCGGUAGCUACGUAGAGAAUACAAUUAUCGUGCAAUACGAUCCGUACGUGCAAGAGGUGUGGGAUCAGGCGAGGAAGCUGCGCUGUACUUGGUACGACUUUUACGAGAAAGCGGUCACCUUCAGGCCGUUCCAGGUCGAUAUGUUACAUGCCGUCACCGCCAACUUUCUCGGAGACAACCUGCAGUGUUGGAUGCAAAUACAGGUCGGCAAGGGUCCUUGGGCCAGCGAGGUGUCCGGUAUCGUCAAGAUCGGUCAGACUAUGACGAUGGUACUGGCUAUCAAAGACGACGAGAACAAGUUCGAUAUGCUGGUGAGAAAUUGCGUCGCUCAUGAUGGCAAGAGGGCGCCGAUUCAAUUGGUCGAUCAGUACGGUUGUGUGGUCAGGCCGAAGAUCAUGUCCAGGUUCCAGAAGAUCAAAAACUUCGGACCAAGCGCAUCCGUCGUUAGCUUCGCCUACUUCCAGGCUUUCAAGUUCCCCGAUAGCAUGAACGUCCACUUCCAAUGCGUGAUUCAAGUCUGCCGAUACAAUUGCCCCGAGCCCAAGUGUGGACAUCCUGGUCUCGAGUAUGGCGCACCUGCCGGAGGCAUUACUCACGAAUAUGGCGCACCGGUCUCGCAAGGUCUUUCUUCGGAAUACGGUGCUCCGCCUGUGCCCGAAUACGGUGUACCGCCAGCGGCUUAUCCUGAUCCGCGACAUCCCAGCGGACCGGCCGGAGCGUACAGUGAACCAAAUCCGGACGUGGUUCCGGCGCCACAAGCACAGACCUCGUCCUCUUCGCCUAGCUCGACGCCGGGUGAUGCUACGUCGAGCAGCUCACCCCAAAGUCCCCAGGAUAAUAUCCAUCUCCCCCCGCCUCCUCUUCCCGGCCAUUCGGCGGCGUACCAGACUGUGAAGCGAAAAGGAACCGCCGGCAGCGAGGAGCUUGAAGGUGGUAAUCUAGCCAUCCUCGGAGGUCGACCGAGGUCGGUCGAAGGUUUCCCGGCUGAGCUCAGAGGCGCUAGGAGGCGAAGGCACGACGAGCCACAUGACCUCGAAGACGACGAUAGCAAUAUCUAUCACACGGUGACCUUGUUCUCCACCCACGUGUACAAACGAGCGGCGCAAGAGAUGACGGACGUGAACACCUCAAGGGUCAUCCAAGUGGUCGCGCCGGGCGACGUCAACUUCGCGCUAGGCACAACGAACUCCAGCAACGACACCACCGUGGUCAUACAGAACGCCAGUGCGUCCACCGAUCCGGAAACGAUCUGCAUGAGCCUGCCAGGUUUCGUGGGCGGUCUGGUGAUGCUGCUACUGGUGGUCGUGGUCGCCUCCCUCGUCGCGGCCUUCCUCUUCGUCAGGGUGCGCGCGGUGGAUCGCAAAAAUGCCGCGAUAGGCGGGACCAGCUUCGUUCAUCCGGUGUACGCGACCGAGAACUGCAGCAUGCCGAAUCCGGAGUUCGUGAAAGUCGCCAACUGAAGAGGCGUGUACGGUGCGCAAAAUCAAAAAAACUCACUGCAGGAGAGAAGGAAGUGAUCCCCCCUCCGAAGGAUCGUCGACCUCGGGCGACGCUUCGGGACCGGCACCGCGACGCUAUUUCAUCCGAAACGAAACUCUCGAAACACGUCACCACACGUCGGAGAUUCUCCUCGUCGAAAGUUGCAAUCGCGUUUCUCUCCUCUUUCUCCUCUUCCAUCGUGAUAGCCGGUAGGUUCGUGUCUAGUCUACUAGUCGCGUCGCUCGCGAAUAGCGAGGGAGACAACGAGGCUGAGAGGGCGAGAAUUCGAUCGAACGAGGAAGAACGAGGGGGAUCUUCGAAACGGAGUAGAAACGUGUAAAUAAAAAGAAGCCCGGAAGCUGACGAGCUGACGAUUUAACGAGCAAGUGGCGGAACGGAAGGGAGGGGAGGGGAGGGGAGGGGAGAGGAGCCACACUGACGCGCGUUCCACCGAUCGCUCGCGGUCGGAGUUAGCUUUUUCUACCAAUCAUCGCGAUCGAUGGUGCGCGCGCCACAGUGAUGAAUAUCGCGAGUCGAUCUCCGUUGACGCUUCGUGAUCACCGCGGCGUCACCGCGUAGCAAUCAACGUAAUUUUCACGUAAUUUCUCGACGAUUACUCGACGGUCUGCCCGACGCGGGCAGCUCGGUAUCAGGGAGCGAGAGAUCGAUCGCGCAAUCGCCAGAGUAGUCUCUAAGGAGGGCAUUGUAAAUAAGCCGCGCGGGUAGUCAGACGGCCCUUCAGGACCCGCUUUCAGCUCUCGCGUCUCUCCGAUCACCGUGUGUACGCGCUAUUAUUUAUACACGCAUCGUAUACUUCAACGAGUGUUUUUUCUUACCGCCUUCGUUGUACCUCAUCGCGUUUCGACGUGCCCCGUGCUGGCGACUUCCGCGGAGAACCGCGCGCGAGCUCGCGUCGCGACGCUCGACGUCAUACGCCGACGUCGGCGGCGGUGCUCGGUGGUGGUACCGUUAUUUCGCGUUCUUAAAUCUCAAGCGGUUCACCGAGCGCUCCCGGUAAACAUGUUUGUCCCGAAAUUGGGCUGCAGAGUCCUCGAAACGCAACGAGCCUCUGAAAGUUUAAUUUAGGGCGAGGAAUUGUGUGCCCUCUCCCUCUCCUCUUCCGCUCCCUCUCUCUCUCUCUCUCUUUCUCUCUCUCUCUCUCUCUCUUUCUCUCUCUCUCUCUCUCCCCUUGGAACGCUCGCUAAGCCGCUUAAGAUUUAACGAGAAGAC
Molecule: messenger RNA, 4983 nt
Organism: Solenopsis invicta (red fire ant)
Lineage: Eukaryota; Metazoa; Arthropoda; Insecta; Hymenoptera; Formicidae
Gene: dyl
Exons: 6
Coding region: 1833-3734 (633 amino acids)
Source: RefSeq, a predicted model, not a curated record